AGUUACACAGCUCUCCUGACAGCAAACGGUGGUGAGAGGCUGCUACAAAGCCAGGCCAUGCACUCGCGCUCGUGACAGGAGAGCUCGCCCUCCUGUCGGGGCCUGUCGGCACCCUCCAGUCGCCUUUGUCGCCAGCAGCGGGGCCAUCAUGUGCCUAUGACCAUGGAGAUAAAGGACUCAGGCAGCGUGGUCCUGACAGCCUACCAUCCCCACAGCCCAGCCAGGAUCCCGGGCAUGGAGCAGAGCUUUGUGCAGGACAUCCCCCCCAGCCAUUCACCCACCAGCAGAAAGUCUUUCUCUCGUCUAAGAAUUAACAGGAUGCUUUCCAAUGAGUCAGCACCUCCUCCUGCAUUCAGUCGCUCCAACUCGCAGGCCUCCAUUGAUAGCACCUCCAUGGAGGACUUCUGGUAUGAAGUGGAGAGCAUCAAGGAGAGCAGUGAAGAUGGAUCUGACGAAGCAAUGCUCUUGGAGUUCAAACCUGCUGAUGAAGGGGAGCUGGAGGCAGAAUGGCUGCAAGACGUAGGUUUAUCUACGUUGAUCUCGGGAGCUGAAGAGGAGGAUGGCCAAGCCCUGCUGUCCACUCUGACCCGAACUCAAGCUGCUGCUGUACAGAAGAGGUACAACACAUACACUCAGACCCUGAGGAAGAAGAACAAGCACACAGUCCGGGAUGUGCGAGACAUCUUUGGCACCAGUGACUCCUCUCCCACAUUUGAGACAGUUCCAGUGUCACCAGUUCCUUCUAAUGGUAUCCAGCUUCCUGGGCAGAAACCAGUUUGGAAAUCAGUUAGCUCUAAUAGCUGUCUAGACUGUGGACUAGAUAAAGGCAGCCCAUCCGUAACAGAGGAGCUCUCCUAUGAGGUUUCUUUCUCAGAAUCCAUUACAGUCCUUCCAAAAACCCAAGAAUGGCCGAAAAACCAAAGGUUCAAAAAGGAAGACUCUGCUUUGCCUAAAUUCAUUGUACGGAAAAGCCGGUUUGGACUGACAGAGGUUGGAGACCUCUCUCCCGAAGACAUGAAGAAGAUACGCUACCUCUCCCUGAUCGAGCUAACUGCUUUCUACGACGCGCUGGGGGUGGAGCUGAAGAGGAACCGUGCAGAGAGGGUGCGGGGACGAGAAAAUGGUCUGUUUGGAGUCCCUCUCACCGUACUGCUGGAGAAUGAUCAAAAGAAGGUUCCUGGAAUAAAAGUUCCCCUCAUCUUCCAAAAAUUGCUGCUCAAGCUUGAGGAAACAGGUUUAGAAACUGAAGGAAUUCUACGAGUGCCUGGAUCUGCCUCCAGAGUCAAGAAUCUCCAUCAAGAACUUGAGGCAAAAUUUUAUGAAGACACUUUUGACUGGGACCAAGUACGAAAUAAUGAUGCAGCAGGACUGCUGAAAAUGUUUAUAAGAGAACUCCCAAGCCCGCUUUUCACAGUAGAAUACCUGCCUGCUUUCAUCACACUAGUGGAAAAAAUCUCCAAGAUCAAGUUACAGCUACAAGCUUUGCAUCUGUUGAUCAUGCUGCUUCCUGAAGCCAACAGAGACACAGCCAAGGCCUUUCUUCAGUUCCUGAAGAAGGUGGUUGCUAAUGAAGGAAAAAAUAAAAUGAAUUUGUGGAAUGUUUCUAUGAUUGUGGCACCGAACCUGUUCAUCUACAAAGGGAAACGGGCAAAUCAACAAGAAAUGCAAGCAGCCGCCACCACAGCGCACAUUGUGCGGCUUUUAAUUCGGUACCAGGACAUCCUGUGGACAGUCCCAUCCUUCCUGAUUUCCCAAGUAAGAAAAAUGAAUGAAGCAGCAAUGAACAACAGCAAAAGGCAGCUGAUGUUUGACAAAGGAGUAAGAAAACUUCUGAGGAGAAAGACCAUGGAACGGGAGAGACCUGAAAGACCAGAGGGAGCUGUCACUUUUCCCCCAUACCUGCAGUCUGACAUACCCGAGGGGGUGAUAAGAGUUUAUGCUCCACUGCAUUCAAAAGUGUCUAUGGCAAUUCAACUCAACAGCCAAACAAAAGCCAAAGACAUCCUGGCUCGAUUCCACUGUGAAAACAGCUGCGGAUCAUCGCAGAACGUGAGAGGCCAGAUCCAAAGUUUACAUGAAAUUGGAGGAAAUAUAGGUCAGCACUGUUUGGAUCCGGACGCAUACAUGUUAGAUGUUUACCGUGCAAAUCCUCAGGCAGAAUGGGUGAUAAAACCAAAAGCAAGCUGAAGCACGAGGCUGCGGUGUACUGGACAAAAGCCAAAUGGACAAGAGUGAUGCCUGUCAUUUUAAAAAGGUCUUGCCAGACACAAAACAAAAUGGUAGCCACAGGACAUCAUUCCUUCCUACCGUACUGUCCAACUGAUGGUCACCAUGUACUACUUUUGGUAUGAGCAUUAUCACUCCAACUUCUGGACCUCUGGAAAAUAUCAAAUCAGUUAUACUUUCAUAUGGAUUACAUUUGUGCCAGUUAGCCCAGGAAUUAAGGAGGACAGACCAAGGUACGGUGCACAGAAAACAACCUGUUGCAUACAGAGUUGUUAGUUUCCUAACCUGGAACAUGAAUUUUGUGAAAGAAUGCAGUAGCAUCCAAGGAUGUACGAAACACUAUCGAUCACAGCACAUCACAGAAGCAUCACAGAGAUGUUGAAGACGAGAAGUUACCUGUCGAGCGUCAAAGAGAGGAGCUCGACUUGCAGCAGUGCCAAGACAUAGCUGUGUGACAAAAUCAAACCUUUCUGCCAAAAGUCAACCUGUACAGUGUGCAUUACUGCAAUAUUUACGUCUCUCAGUCACUCCUCAUGAAUACCUGAUGCUGGGAGAGGAGGGAGGCAGAAGGAAGAAGUACUGUAUAGACAGCUAUACAGCUCUAUGUAUGUACCACUGUAUAUAUUACUACCAGUCUUCCAAAUUGUCUGUCUGGAUCACAUUACUGUGUGCAAUUGCAGCACCACAAACCAUCUUCUCCUUCCUUCCCCUAUCAUGUACACAAGUUUGGGAGACAAAUGCUGGGUGAGAAGGCACAUAUUCCGCUGGCUCUUUUACUUGAUACUCUCAAAUUCAAGUCUGUGUAAUGCUAUAAUAAUAUGAGAUAUGUGUUAAUGGUGCCACUUACAGUCAUCACCUUUUUUGUUAAACAUUUUAGUUCCUUAAUUUGUAACCUAAUUAUUUUUCUUUUGUUUAUUUUAGCUUUAAGAUGUAAGCAACUUUUAUACUAUUCAGCUGCAGUGAAAAGAGAGAUCUUUGCCCGGAUCUUGUACAGCAUGGAGAAGAAAAAGCUUCCAAUGCACAAAGGGAUUUAACACCCUUAUUUAACAUUUACAUACUGGGGCUUUAAAACUAUAGCCAAACUAGGCCCAGAUGUGCUGGGGGUUUUGCAAAUACAUAGCAAAUAGCAGCUCUUUUUACAGAUGGCAUGCAGCCUAUGAAAACACAUAGGCUGGCAAAAGAACAGUGGGCCACAACUGCACUGGGAAUGCAGCACAGCAAAUGUAAGACUGUAUGCCUACUUUGUAGCCAGUCACAAGGGUGAGCACUAUUCUUCACCUAAUCCUUUCGUUCUGGGUUAUAGUUUUAUAGAACUGAAGCAUGUUUGCUGAGUAAGGAAAUCACAAGUCUGUGGAAAACAGCAAGUAUUUUCUUCAUCUUUGUCUUACGCAAAAAAAGGGAACUAAUGCCUUCAACUGCACUGCAGUGUCUCUGUCAUUGGAUGAUGGUAUUGCAUAAUGAACUCACAGUCUCAGCAGUGGGUUUUGUUCCUCACCUGGACACACAUAUGAGGCAGAAGAUAUAGUGCUCUGUUUACCAAGUAACAAUGUAAAAGCAUUCUGAAUCAAGUCCUCCAGGUGAACAUAAAGUAUACUGUCCUGCAGAAAAAGCCCAAAACUUGUGAUGCUCUGCUGAAGCUGUGCAACAAAGGCUGGCACAUUCUAGAAACCCUACUUCUGCUUCAAAGCAUUCUCCAGUAGGUAACUUUCACUGUUAUUGUUCAGUGAGAGAAACCAACACUGAAUCAAUAAUUUUACCAGCAACAAUAAUGUCUACAGAGGGCAGAUCCCAUCUCUCUUCCUUACCUUCUUGAGAUAAAAAACUAUAAAAUUUAGCAACAUUACAAUUUCUUUUUCUUUAAAACACUGAAAUUUUUAACUUUCCUUUUUUUUUUUUUUUUUUUCUUCUUAACACUAAUGGAGGCAUAUAUGCAGCCAGAAGAUAGGGGCAGUUGUAUUAUAAAAUACAGUGCUUAUUUUGACAAACAUUUAUUUUAAGUACAUGAGAGACAGUAGAUCUGUGGUUUGUUCACAGAACUAAGCAUAAAGGUUUUGUCAAGUGCUUUGUUCUUGAUUCCCUUUAGUUCCAUCUGGGGCAAUGAACAACUCUUUCUACUAUGCUGCCCUUUUCUUUUAGGUGUAAAAUGGGACUAGCACUUUCCUUAUAAAGAUAACAUGAGAAUUAGUUGAGUUAAAUUCUGCUCUCAGAUGCAGCCAAACAAUUCCCUGAGCAGAUCAGAAGUUAUAACCAUACAUCCAGAAAGGACAAACUCAGCAUACGGAUUUUAUGUGGAAAGUGCUUUGAAUACAAAAAGCAUCAUAUAAAUGCUAAGCAUAAAUGUAUUUAUAGCCAACAAAAGAGCUUCUAUGAAUAUACAGAAAGCCUAAACAUUAACUAAAGAAUUUGAAGUGUCAUAGCAAAUGAGAACCUUCUACAAUACUUUCAGACAGAUACGUUGACCUCCUCAGUCUUGCCCACUCACUUCACUCCACAUUCGUAAUGGCCAUGCAAGGGAAAGUACAAAGCACCUGCGUGUUCACACUGUAACUUGCUCAGCAUGUUCUGGACCCUGAAAUGCAGACUUCAAAAUUAUUUCUGAAGUAGAUCUCACUGUAUUCCAUAUGGGAUGCAAGGGGUUUUUGGAAGACUCCCACCUUUUACCACUUCGCAACUUAAGAAAGCCAAAUCUGAUGUAAUGAAAUCCACUCCAUGAACAUUUGUUUUAUACUAAAAUUACCUGUAACUUUAUAAGACAUGCAUAUUAGCAGAUGAACUAGAUUCCAUGUACAGUGCCCCGACUACUACAGCAUGGUCAAAUACCUGCUGUCUUUGAAACAGAACGGCAAAAUUCUCUUUUGAUACAAAUGGACCUAAUGACCCAUGUGUACUGUGGUUAAUACUGUUACACAUUAAGUUGUUUUGUGGUGUUGUGGUACACUAACUUGAUUUAAUAUACCAUGGACAAACUGAACAAUCUCUAUGACACUUUUGAAUAUGAGGUCUCAACAUUAGGCGUUAUGUUUCAAAAUGCUGGUGGAGGCAGUGGGAGUUCUGUUCCUCCUAACAGCAGUUGAAAUCAAAACAAAGUUAUGAUAGGAUUGUCAUCCAACAAAAAGCAACAUACAUGCAUAUUAAUAAGAAAGUGGUAGCUAGCAGUGAGAAACUUACUCAGCUAACUCCAAAGAUGCCUCAACCAUUUACAUACUCUAUGCUUCUGCAAAGACAGCAUUUUGCAUAUCAACACAGAGAGAUAGAAAGAGUGUAUUGCAAGGAGUAGGUAUUUGAAACAGACUGGAAUGCUCUAACCUGUUUAUGCAGCUAAUGUCAUUAGAAUGUGUGCAUGUGUGCAAAUGUGUCUGUGUCUACGUAUAAUAUUAACUACCUCACUCUGCAUUUUCCAGGAAAAAUAUUUUGGCUCAGAGGUUUACUAUUCCAAAACUUUCUAUUAUUAAGUUCACCUCUCCACUAGACUUAUACAUUAAUAAAAUGUUUCUCCCUCUAAUGGGCAAGAUUUGGAAAUCACAAAGAAAUAUAUAUUAAAAGACAUAUUUCAGGAUACGGAUGAAAUUUUAACCAAAACAUGUUGCCUCAAUUACUUCUUGUAAUGUGAACCUUAUGAGAUCAGAUCUUGAGGUUAACAGACAAAAUACAUACUGUGUUUCAGUUUUUAUUUUUCAAUGGCUUUCCAUUAAUGUGUAUCUUCUCUGGAAAAUAAUACAAUGCCACUAAUCAAAGCAAAAUGUCUGUAUGUACGUUUCCCUUACAAGCCUCAUGUUAUGUGUCGUUGAAGUAAACCCACACGUAAGUGUAUAUGUACAGCAGAAUGUGUCCAUUGUAUUGUAUCCAUGUCAAAAAUAAAAACAGUACCAACAAAGAAA
Molecule: messenger RNA, 6104 nt
Organism: Strigops habroptila (Kakapo)
Lineage: Eukaryota; Metazoa; Chordata; Aves; Psittaciformes; Psittacidae
Gene: ARHGAP28
Product: Rho GTPase activating protein 28
Exons: 15
Coding region: 157-2187 (676 amino acids)
Biological process (GO): regulation of actin filament polymerization; regulation of small GTPase mediated signal transduction; negative regulation of stress fiber assembly
Cellular component (GO): cytoplasm
Molecular function (GO): GTPase activator activity
Source: RefSeq, a predicted model, not a curated record